Molecule: messenger RNA, 3920 nt
Organism: Vitis vinifera (wine grape)
Lineage: Eukaryota; Viridiplantae; Streptophyta; Magnoliopsida; Vitales; Vitaceae
Product: disease resistance protein RUN1-like
Exons: 5
Coding region: 182-3631 (1149 amino acids)
Biological process (GO): defense response; signal transduction
Molecular function (GO): ADP binding
Source: RefSeq, a predicted model, not a curated record
UGUCCUCCUCAGAAAGUCGUACUCAGUGCCCCCGGACGCUACCCACUCUUUUUUUUUUUCCUCUGUACACAACAUUGACCCAAAGUCUUUCAUCACCAAAUUCUUGCAAAAAAAACAGCACAAUCUACAUUCACAAUUCUGCAAAAUCUCUUCUGAGUUCUAAUUUUGGCAAAAGUUUCCUAUGGCUUCCACAAGUUCUACUUCUACUUCUAUUUCUACUUUCAUCCCACAAUGGAAGUAUGAUGUUUUCUUGAGUUUUAGAGGUGAAGACACCCGAUUCAAUUUCACCGAUCACUUGUAUGCAAAUUUGAUUCGAAGAGGUAUUACUACCUUUAGAGAUGAUGAUUCACUUAAGAGAGGGGAAGAGAUUGCACCUGAACUCCUAAAAGCUAUUGAAGAAUCAAGGUUUGCCCUAAUAGUUUUCUCGGAAAACUAUGCUGGUUCCAGAUGGUGUUUAGAUGAGCUGGUGAAGAUCAUGAAGUGCAGGGAAGAAAUGAAACAAACUGUGGUACCGAUUUUCUACCAUGUGGAUCCAUCCCAUGUACGGCACCAGAAAGAAAGGUUCGGAGAGGCAUUUUCCAAUUACAAAGAAGAUACAGAGGAGAUGAAAGAGAAGGUGCGAAGUUGGAGGAGUGCAUUGAUAGAAGCAGCCAAUAUAUCUGGAGUGCAUGUGAAGAAGAAUGGGUAUGAGUCCGAGCAUGUUAAAGAAAUCGUCAACGAUAUAUUCAAGAGAUUGAAUUGUAAAAUGUUGGAUGUUGGUGACAACUUGGUUGGUAUGGAUUUUCAUGUAAAUGAGAUAAUUCGGAAGCUAUGUGUUGAUCAAUUGAAUGAUGUCCGUAUCAUUGGUAUAUGUGGAAUAGGCGGAAUGGGUAAGACGAGCAUCGCCAAACUUGUAUAUAAUACAUUAACUCAUGAAUUUGAGUAUAUGAGCUUUCUUGAAAAUGUUAGAGAAGUUGGCAAUACUAUGGGUUUGCAUCAUUUACAAAAUCAACUUCUAUGUGAUCUACUACAAGUGGAGAGAAAUCAAAAUGUAAGCAAUGUUGGCCAAGGAGCCAAUAUGAUAAAAAAUGUUCUCCAAUGUAAAAGAGUUUUUAUUGUUCUCGAUGACAUUGAUGAUUCAGAUCAAUUGGAAUAUUUACUCAGAAAUCGUGAUUGGCUUGGAAGAGGAAGCAGAGUCAUCAUAACAACUAGAAAUAAACAUUUGUUACAUGAAAUGGAUGACGUAUAUGAGGUCGAGGAAUUAAAUUUUGAACAAGCUCGUGAGCUUUUUAGUCUCUUUGCUUUUAGACAAAAUCUUCCCAAACAAGACUUCAUCCACCUCUCGGAUCGUGUAGUCUAUUAUUGUCAUGGCCUUCCUUUAGCUCUAAAAGUCCUCGGUUCUCUCUUGUUUAACAAGACAAUACUCCAAUGGGAAAGUGAAUUGUGUAAAUUGGAAAGAGAACCUGAAGUGAAAAUUCAAAAUGUGCUUAAAGUAAGCUUUAACGGAUUAGAUUAUACACAGAAGAAAAUAUUUCUUGAUAUUGCAUGUUGUUUUAAAGGGGAAGACAAAGACUUUGUUUCAAGAAUAUUGGACGGUUGUAAUUUGUAUGCAGAGAGAGGAAUAAAAGGCCUCUGUGAUAAGUGUCUUAUAUCUCUUUCUAAAAAUAAGAUACUUAUGCAUGAUUUGAUACAAGAAAUGGGAUGGAACAUUAUUCGUAGUGAAUCUCCUGGUGAUCCUACAAAAUGGAGCAGAUUGUGGGAUCCGAGUGAUGUGUGUCGUGCAUUUAGAAUGGGGGGGAUGAAAAAUGUUGAGGCAAUAUUCUUGGACUUGUCGAGAUCGACACCACUACAAGUUAGUAAAAAGACUUUUGCAAAGAUGAAACAACUUAGAUUGCUCAAGAUUUAUUCAAGCGGUUAUUGUGGUACUAUGGAAAAGCAAUUGAAAGUUAUUCUUCCUAAAGAUUUUCAAUUCCCUGCACAUGAGUUGAGAUAUCUUCAUUGGGAAGGAUACCCUUUGAAAUCAUUGCCGCCCAAUUCUCUUGGAGAGAACCUUGUUGAACUCAACAUGAAGGAUAGCAACAUAAAACAACUUAGGCACAGAAAUGAGCAUUUGGAACGGUUGAAAAUCUUAAAUUUAAUAGGAUCAAAGCAACUCACUGAAAUAUCGAACUUCUCAAAUAUGCCAAAUCUAGAGAAGUUAGAACUUGCACAUUGUACGAGUUUGAAUGUUGUUGAUCCAUCUAUUGGAGAUCUCAAGAAACUUACCGUGUUGAAUUUGGGUGGGUGCAAAAACCUUAAGAGUUUACCAAGAAGCAUUCAACUCUUGGACUCUCUUAAAAUUAUGAACUUGAGUUUAUGCUCAAACUUGGAGGAAUUUCCAGAGAUGGAGAGAAGUCGUAUGAAAGCUUUAUAUUGUCUUCGCCUUCAUGGAUGUGGUAUUAAGGAAUUACCCUCCUCAAUAGAACAUCUCACUGGACUUAAGGCGUUAUUUAUGUCAGACUGCAAAAACUUGAGGAGUCUUCCAAAUAGCAUUUGCAGGUUAAAGUCCCUUCAUCACAUCAAGCUCUCUGGUUGUUCAAAUCUAGAUACUUUUCCAGAAAUCACGGAGGAUAUGAAAUACUUAGGAGUUCUUGAUUUAAGAGGAACUGGUAUAAAAGAGCUACCAUCAUCACAAAAUCUGAAAAGCCUCUGGCGUUUGGAUAUGAGCAAUUGCCUUGUGACUCUUCCAGACAACAUUUAUAAUUUGAGAUCCCUUAAAGAUCUGACACUACAAGGUUGUUGUUCAAACUUGGAGAAGUUUCCCAAGAAUCCGGAAGGCUUCUGCUCCUUAGAACGACUAGAUUUGAGUAACUGCAAUCUAAUGGUUAGCAUACCUUCUGGCAUCUCUCAACUUCGUAAGCUUCGUUACCUUGAUAUCAGUCACUGCAAGAUGCUCCAAGACAUUCCAGAGCUUCCAUCGAGUCUGCGAGAAAUAGAUGCCCACCAUUGCACGAAGCUGGAAAUGUUAUCAAGUCCAUCAUCUCUACUCUGGUCUUCCCUCCUCAAAUGGUUCAAUCCAACAAGUAAUGAGCACUUGAAUUGCAAGGAAGGCAAGAUGAUUCUUAUCCUAGGAAAUGGUGGAAUUCCAGGGUGGGUAUUGCAUCAGGAGAUUGGAAGCCAAGUAAGAAUAGAACCUCCUCUGAAUUGGUACGAGGAUGACCACUUUCUGGGAUUUGCUUUCUUCACUCUUUUUCGUCACGAGAAUGAUUUUCUGCGUGAAUCUCAAUUUAGUCUGAGAUUGCGCGGUGAUCCGGAUGAAGUUGUGGAUGACCGCGUCAUUUGGUUGCUGCGUUCAUGCUACGGUAAUUGUGAUGCAUUAGAUCGAUUGUUGGUGACUCUCUAUCAUAAGAAUGCUAUUCCAAGUAAGUACCACCGCAAACAACCAUGGCACUUUCUGGCUGAUUUUGUUGCUAGGUAUGGUCCUCGGGCUACUCAUAUCAAUAUCAGGAGGUGCGGAGUUCAGCUGAUAUACACCCAUGAUUAUCUACAUGACAAUGUGCCUAUGUUGUUGGAUCAUCAAAAAGGCCAUGAUGAUGCCGGGGUAAACCAAGCAGAUGAUCAGGAACCACACCCUAAAAGAUUGAGAGCAUCCAGUACUGAUCUCAAGCUUUAAGCUCCAUUGCCAGGUGCACUUGCUAGAAAAGUCCUCUUUAUAUUCCACCAUCUCUCUAUUUUAGUUGUUCAUUCAAGCCCUCAUGGACACUUAUUGGUAAGCCAUCUUCCUCCCCCUUCUUAAUUACUUUAAGAUAUGUGCCAAGGGGUUCAAAGGGGUCGAAAUUCUGUUGUGCUUCUUUCUUUUCUUUUCUAUUUUAUGAUAAAAUACAAAUCCUUUAAAAGGUCUUUUCACUUCAUCCUGAAAGGGUAAUGUUGAGUUUGUUACGUCAACAAAAACUCUUAUAUCA